Molecule: messenger RNA, 429 nt
Organism: Sphenostylis stenocarpa
Lineage: Eukaryota; Viridiplantae; Streptophyta; Magnoliopsida; Fabales; Fabaceae
Source: the annotation of a GenBank genome assembly
AUGGACGGACAGGAUUCACAAGACCCCAAGCAAAGCCCUGCUGAUAUGACUGCCUUUGUGCAAAAUCUUCUUCAGCAGAUGACUUGCUAUAUACAUGAACUCUGGAAAAAAGAUGUUUUUCUUGACGUUAGUGCACUUGAUGAUAUGGGAAACCGUAUAAAUGAGUUGGAACAAAGCAUCAAUGAUCUAAGAGCUGAGAUGGGAGUGGAGUCCUCUCCAUCACCUGUGCCCACUGCUAAGCCAACAGAGGAAGAAACUAAAGAAGAGGUUUAUGCUUUGUGGGUCACUUACAAGACAAGGGCAAUUCAAGUACCAUUUAUAAAGAAUGAGAGUUGGAGUGCCAAGAACAUCUUGGAGGACAACAGUACAGUGUACAAGAUGUUUUCUCACACCCAAUUGAUGGAAAGAGUGAUGAGGGGGGCAUCAUAA